This is a messenger RNA of Sungouiella intermedia, 762 nucleotides long. NCBI's taxonomy places the organism in Eukaryota, Fungi, Ascomycota, Pichiomycetes, Serinales, Metschnikowiaceae. The record is from the annotation of a GenBank genome assembly.
AUGGCUUUCAACCCCGCCGUGGAGCGUAGAAAGAGGGCACCUGUUCGUGCUACGCCCGUUGAGAACGAGUCGUCGCUAUUCUCAGAAUCACAGUCACUGUGGGUCGUUUUCAACCCACCGGAUAAGCUCGAGAAUGACAUCCUUUCCUUCUCCACCAACAAUCCUUUAACCGCCACAGACGACGAGAGUGAGUUCCAGAGUGAGUUCCAGAGUGGUGACGAGGAAAAUGCAGCUGAUGGUAAUGCCACUGACGCUGCAUAUCCCGCUGAUGAUGAGUACGACGACGAGCUAUACGAUGGACUCCAUCAGUCGCUUUCCAGCCGUAUCAACGAGUGGCAGCUGGCCACCGAAGCCGCCGUACUGGACAAUGUCGCGUCAUGGGACUUGGACGCGGAGCUCGUGCAACUGCUCUUGGACAAGUCCAUUCUUCGGCGGGUGCCCUCGUUCUACGGUGACCACUACUUCGAGAACAUGUCCAAGGCCGAUUACAUGCGGUUCAAGCGAGCCACAACAAUGUUAAAGAAGUCACUCUCGCGUAAGGGUUACAAGAACAGCAACCCCGAGUUGCUUACUCGAGUGCUUGAGUUGUUACUGUGGCAGAGCUUGCUUCAGACAUCGGGGUCGUUGGUCAAUGAUUACAUUGUCAAUACGCUAGCACGUACUCAUUUCGUGGACCCGCCUUAUAAGGAUGUGGAGUUUUCCGACACGGCUACGCUGUCGUCUUUGGUUAUUUGCGGGGGUUCUUCAUGGAACGAUAUAUAG